Pistacia vera is the source of this 1878-nucleotide messenger RNA. Its product is annotated as (R)-limonene synthase 1, chloroplastic-like. Gene Ontology annotation, biological process: diterpenoid biosynthetic process. Gene Ontology annotation, molecular function: magnesium ion binding; terpene synthase activity. Bases 27 to 1763 code for a protein of 578 amino acids. The transcript is spliced from 7 exons. NCBI's taxonomy places the organism in Eukaryota, Viridiplantae, Streptophyta, Magnoliopsida, Sapindales, Anacardiaceae. The record is from RefSeq and is a predicted model, not a curated record.
AUCAAGUGUCUAGCUUGACUAGAUUAAUGGCUUCUUGUAUUGUAUCAACACCUACACCUCUUUCUUCGGCUUCUGGUUUCCAAUGGCGUAGACUAAUUAUGUCACAAACAGCUACCAGAAGAAUAAUCAUUGCACAAAAUCCAGUACGGUGCAUUACUAACUGUGAACUUAGAAAUUCAACAGUCUUUAGGCGAUCAGGAAACUACCAACCUUCCAUUUGGGACGAUGAUUAUCUGCAGUCAUUGACCUGUCACUAUACGGGAGAUAAAUACACAAAACAAGCAGAAAGCCUGAAGGAAAAAGUGAGGACAAUGAUUAACAAAGUGGACAAGCCAUUGGAUCAACUCGAACUGAUUGACAACUUGCAAAGACUUGGAUUGGCAUAUCACUUUGAAACUGAGAUAAACACCAUAUUGCACAGCGUCCACAAUUGCAUCGAUGAUAAAUGGAAGAAAGAAAAUCUAUAUGCAGCCUCUCUUGAAUUUAGACUCCUCAGGCAACACAAUUAUUACAUUUCUCAAGAAACUUUUAAUAGUUUCAAGGACAAGACGGGCAGUUUCAGGGAGAGCCUUUGUGAUGAUAUCAAGGCAAUACAUAGCUUAUAUGAAGCAGCAUACUACGGCUUAGAAGGCGAAAGCAUCAUGGAGGAGGCCUUUGAGUUUACCACUAAACAUCUCAAAGCUCCUGAUAAGCAUGCCUUGAGGCUUCCUCCGCAUUGGAGUGCACCAAGAUUAGAGGCAAGGCGAUAUAUAGAUGUAUAUGAGACAAGCGAAAACAAGAACCCCCUUUUACUCAAGCUCGCUAAGUUGGAUUUCAACAUUGUGCAAGGAAUGCACCAGCAAGAACUUAAGGACAUGUCAAGGUGGUGGAAGAAUAAUGGUCUUGGAGAGAAGUUGAGUUUUGCCAGAAACAGGUUGGUAUCAUCAUUCUUAUGGACUGUGGGGAUAGCAUUUGAACCUCAGUACACAUACUGCAGGAAAAUGCUUACAAAAGCCAUUGCUCUAAUUACGGUAAUUGACGACAUUUAUGAUGUCUAUGGCACCUUGCCUGAACUUGAGUUAUUCACUGAUGCUGUUGAGAGGUGGGAUAUUAAAGCAAUGAAACAGCUUCCAGAUUACAUGAAAAUAUGCUUUUUGGCGCUUUACAACUCUCUCAAUGAAAUGGCUUUUGACAUUCUCAAAGAACAAGGUUUAGACGUUGUGUCAAAUCUACAAAAAGCAUGGGUAAAUUUAUUACAAUCCUACCUGGUGGAAGCAAAAUGGUAUCACAGUCGAUAUACACCAACGCUCGAGGAAUAUAUGAAAAAUGCUUGGAUAUCGAUAACAGGACCUAUAAUAGCAGUUCAAGCAUAUCUGUCUGCAGCAAAUCCGAUAAUAGAGAAGGAAUUGGAAUUUUUAGAAAACAGUCUUGAUAUAUUAUACUGGUCAUCAAUGAUUUUUCGCCUUCAAGAUGAUUUGGGGACUUCAUCGGCUGAAUUAAAGAGAGGAGAUGUUCCUAAAUCAAUCCAGUGUUACAUGCAUGAAACCGGUGCCUCAGAGGAAGCUGCUCGUGAACACAUGGAGAAUCUAGUGAGGCAAAUGUGGAAGAAGGUGAAUGUAUGCAGAGCUGCAGAUUCUUCCUUAUCUAAAACUAGUACUGAAAUCAUAUUGAAUCUCGUCAGAAUGUCGCAUUGUAUGUAUCAACAUGGAGAUGGGCAUGGUGUUCAAGACAAAGAGACCAUGGAUUUUGUGUUGUCAUUGCUAUUUAAACCCAUCCCCUUAUAGAAGAAAAUUAUAUUUUUGCAUUAAUCAUUAUCUCGUAGUAAUGCAGAAUAAUUUUUAAGGUGUGUCAAUGGAUUUCUUUUCAUCUCUAUGAAAGAAUCAAUAAAAUUUAGAUUAA